CCAGUAUACGAAAGUUAUUGUCGCAGUAUUUAGCAACGGUCGCAAUGGCGGCACCGGUGUUACCCCUCCCUCAAAUCAAGCUCCCCCAGCUGCCGUCCACCAAACUGACGGCCGAGCAACUCUACUGGAAAAGUUUUAAGACGCCUUUACUCGUAUCCUCGCCAUCCAACAAUCCCAUCAACCUCAUCACACAGCCUUCCAUUCCAUCAUCACUAUCCGCCUUCCCCUCCGCCGCCCAGCCUCCAGAUGUAUUCACCGUUUCGACCGGUGCGCGAGUCCAGAUAUACUCCAUCCGCACUCGCAAACUGCUUCGGACGAUCACUCGCUUCGACGACACCGUCCGAGGCACCGACGUGCGCCCCGACGGCCGCAUACUCACAACCGGUGACGAUUCCGGCACAAUACAGGUGUUCGAUGUCAACUCGCGCGCCAUUCUGAAAACAUGGAAGGACCAUAAGCAGCCCGUGUGGGUGACGAAGUUUUCGCCGAGCGACGCUACAACGCUGCUCAGCACAGGCGACGAUAGGACAGUGCGGUUAUGGAGCUUGCCGAGUGAGACCAACGAAAAGACUUUUACCGGACAUACGGACUAUGUCAGAAGCGGAGCGUUUAUGCCUGGCUCAAUGGCGUCCGGUGGAAUGGUUGUUUCUGGGAGUUAUGAUCGGACGGUUAGACUGUGGGAUCCUCGCGUGGAUGGCCGCUCCGUGAUGACGUUCCAGAUGGGUGCGGCAAUUGAGAGUGUUUUGCCGAUGCCGUCUGGUACCACGGUCCUGGCUGCGGCGGAUAAUCAGAUUGCAGUGUUGGAUGUGGUUGCUGGGAAGCCGCUGCAUAUGAUCAAGAGCCAUCAGAAGACUGUUACGGCGCUUUCGCUGGCUUCUAAUGGUGACCGUGUUGUGAGUGGCGCGUUGGAUGGCCAUCUCAAGGUGUUCGACACUACGACCUGGUCGGUGGUAGCUGGUUCUAAAUAUCCGUCGCCGAUUCUAUCCUUGCGUGUUCUCACAACAGGUCCUGAAAGGGAAGAUAAGCAUAUCGCAGUGGGCAUGCAAUCGGGUCUUGUCUCGAUCAAGACGCGGCUCUCUGGCCAGCAGAAACUGCGAGAGCGAGAACGCCAGAAAGAAAUGCAGGCAUUGUUAGACGGCAACAUAGAAGAAUACGACAAGAAACAAGCCAAAAAGGGCAUAUCAAACGCGCAGGCGAGAAGACAACGCGGCCGAGAUUUCCUCGGCGAGGGCGUCGACAUUAUCAUCCAGGGCCACGAGACCAAAAAGCGAAAGAAGGAGUCGGCGUGGGAGUCUGAUCUCCGCCAUGGCCUCUACUCCGAUGCCCUUGAUCGUGCGCUGAUGGCACACGAGAAGAUGACGCAACUAACACUUAUCACCGCAUUGCGGCAUCGCUCUGCCCUGCGAGAAGCUCUAAUGAAUCGCGACGAGGUCACGUUACAGCCUAUCCUGAAAUGGGUAUAUAAGCAUAUCAUGGAGCCGCGGCUCGUGGACCUAUGCGUCGAAGUCGCGAUGAAUAUCCUCGAUAUCUAUUCGGGCAACUUGGGCCAGUCGGCGGAGGUGGAUGCUCUAGUCAUGAAGCUUUACAAGCGGGUACAAGAGGAAGUCAAGCAGGCCCAGAAGGCGUGGCAAACGAAAGGCAUGUUGGACAUGCUCAAGGUUUAACCUUUCGCAUAUAAAAGUUGGAUACCCUGGAGUUCUGGUGGCAUGGCAUUACAUACAUGGUUGUAUUCUAUCUACGUUUUCUUAUGCAUGGCGUACAAGGUAGACGAAAAUUAACUUUUCUAUUCUUUACAA
Molecule: messenger RNA, 1796 nt
Organism: Talaromyces proteolyticus
Lineage: Eukaryota; Fungi; Ascomycota; Eurotiomycetes; Eurotiales; Trichocomaceae
Product: putative small nucleolar ribonucleoprotein complex subunit Utp15
Exons: 1
Coding region: 45-1664 (539 amino acids)
Biological process (GO): positive regulation of transcription by RNA polymerase I; rRNA processing
Cellular component (GO): nucleolus
Molecular function (GO): protein binding
Source: RefSeq, a predicted model, not a curated record